CUUGUAUAAAAGGACACGGUCGACACGGUCGACGGUGCAGUUUUGGUGUUGACUUUGACGUAUAGAACCGUAUCGAAAUUCUGUCGGAUAUCGCCAGCAUGCAGACGAAUUUGAUGAAAAAGCUCUCCCCGAGCGGAGAGAUAACAAUGUAUAUCGCCCAAAGGGAAUUUGUUGACCAUUACAAAAGCGUCGAUCCUAUCGACGGGAUCGUGAUGGUGCCAAUUAGCAAAGCUCACGGCCAGCGUCUCUUUGUGGAAAUUCAACUCCACUUUAGAUAUGGGGCCGAAGCCGAUGAGUUCUCCAACAUUCCCUUCAAGAAAAUGGUCGUCGUUGCCACGCAAGAGCUCUUCCCUCUUGGCAACAUCCAGCCGUCGACACCUCACGUCUACACCAACUGGCAGACCGCCUUGUGCAAGAAAAUGGCGAAUAUGGAAGGCAUUUGUCCGUUCAAAUUGGAAUUCCCGCAAGGGAGUCCACCGUCGCUGCUGGUGGCCGGCCCUCCGGGUGUGGCUGGCGAGCCUUGCGGACUGACGUACCAAGUUGUCGCCUACUUUUGCACCGAUCCGGCUCUUCCACUAGUCAAAAAAAACACGGUGGGAUUUGGCGUCCGUGUGAUGCAGGAAACGCUGCCCGUCCCUCUGCUUGAGCAACUUUCUUUGGCGCCCACCACUCGGCCGGCCACGCUCGUGUCACGGCAAUUUCUCCUCUCGCCGGGUAAAAUGCAAAUUGAAAUGUGUCUCGACCGGGCCGUCGUCUACUACGGAGAGAAUCUGACGAUGCGCGUCCAGAUCACCAACAACAGCAACCGGACCAUUCGCAAGAUCAAGUGCAAGCUCUACCAAGUGUCCCAGCUCUCCUUCGCUCAGGGUGAAAGACGGGCGCCUCUCUAUGCCAUGGAAACCACCGAAGGUUGUCCAAUUUCGCCAGGAGCGUCCCUGCAAAAAUCGUACAUCUUGAUGACCAAACUGCAGCCCCAUCGCACCAACGAGAAUUUAGUUUUCGAAGCUUCAGUCAACCGGGGCGACAAAGAGCGACUAUCAGCUACAACCAUCUUUCCUUACACAGAUCCCAAGGAAGGAUUUGCCAUUCUAGUUUCGUACGAGGCAAAGAUCAAAGUGUACAUGGGUGGCAGUCGCCAGUUCCAGUCAGUGCGAUCAACUUUGGGAGAGGUCUCGGCUCGCGUGCCGUUCUUUUUGUUCCAUCAGACGCCGAGAGAAAACAUCGAAAACGAAGAUGACACCGUUGAAGUUCCUAAUAACCAGGUGGUUUCCAAACCGCCUCGAAUGGUCAGAUUGAGUUCGGUGGACAAUGAAGCCGGAAAAGAGCCGCCCCUUCUCGUCGAAUGGUAGGAGCUUUGACGUACACAGUUAAACAAACAAAAAAAAUCGAUAACAUCAUUUAUAAAUAUAUAUAUCUUUACUACGCUAAAUGUAAUUAAAAUGUAACUUUUUAAUUCUACUGCAUCACUACUGAUGGACUGUAAUCUCCCUUUUUCGCUUGUAAAUCGUGUACGCAAUAAUAAUAUAAUGAAGAGUGCUUACGCCAACA
Daphnia pulicaria is the source of this 1548-nucleotide messenger RNA. Its product is annotated as phosrestin-2-like. Lineage: Eukaryota; Metazoa; Arthropoda; Branchiopoda; Diplostraca; Daphniidae. The transcript has 11 exons. Gene Ontology annotation, cellular component: cytoplasm. Gene Ontology annotation, biological process: signal transduction; G protein-coupled receptor internalization. The coding region runs from base 99 to 1349 and encodes 416 amino acids. Gene Ontology annotation, molecular function: G protein-coupled receptor binding. The record is from RefSeq and is a predicted model, not a curated record.